Molecule: messenger RNA, 6063 nt
Organism: Heterobasidion irregulare TC 32-1
Lineage: Eukaryota; Fungi; Basidiomycota; Agaricomycetes; Russulales; Bondarzewiaceae
Exons: 19
Coding region: 1-6063 (2020 amino acids)
Molecular function (GO): phosphopantetheine binding
Source: RefSeq, a predicted model, not a curated record
AUGGUGUGGUGGGUGUGCUACGUCCCGGUAGCAGCCGCCGUCCGGCACGUUUGGGCGGACGACGACGACGACGACGACGACGAAGCUCUAGGCGGUGCCCGUGCAGAAGGGCAUCGCGACGACGAGCGGCGGGCGCGUUGGGCGGGCCUGUCGCACGGACGCUCCGACGUUGGUCGGGUUCGCGCCGAAGGACCUCCAGGACUGCGUGGGUCUGUCUUCGGCGGCGCAGCACGGGAGGAACAAGGCCAGGACAGGGAGGACUGGAAGGGCGCGGUGGCCCGGCACUCCGCGCGCCCGCCGAGCGGCGACUUGACAAGUAAGCGGCCCCGCGGCCUGGGACGGUCGAUGAUCUCGCAUCCCCGAUCGCUCCCCUCCACACUCUCUCCAUCGCAGCCUCCAUGGGAGUCGGAGUCCCCUGCGCGCCCCUCGUGCGUCCCCGUUCCAUUGCCUCGCUUCGAUUGGUGGUGCAAGGACGAGGACCGCGAGGGGGCGUUCUCUCAGCUCAGUGUUCGUUCGCGAUCGUCGCGCGCGACGCGCUCGCGGCGUCUUGACAAGUCGGCGGGCCUCGCUCCCCGCGCAGCCUCCAAGAGCCUCCAUGAGAGUCGGACUCGCCGUCCCAUCCCAUCCCCUCGCGGCCCCAGAGGGGCCGGGCCGCUAUCGCAUUCUAUCAGCGGCGUCGAAUGGAACCUCGAUCGAAGGAAGCUCUGGGAGCGUGCAGGCUCCCUCCCCCCGCGUCAGUCGGAGGAUUGUGCAUCACGCCCCCGUACGCCGUGCGCCGUGCGCCGUGCGCGGCAGACGGCGCAGCGUCGCUCGAUCCAGCAGGACGGGAAGGACGGGACGGACGGGAAGUGGAUGGAAUGGGACCGGACGCGCGAGGGAUGCACGGGGUCCCUCCCGCUGGACUCUGCCGCCGGGCUGCUGGCGCACCGGCGGCUCUGGUUGGCUCUGGUUGAUCGCACAGGAGGCCGCCGGGCGGCUGGCUGCGGCGGUGGCGGCUGGGCGCGGGGUGUCGCGGGGCCCUCGGCGAAAUCGCGGGCGAAGGCAGCGGGCGAGUGUGUGCGUGUGUGGCUGGGGGAGGGAGGGAGGCUCCGUUGUGGGCGGGGGACGCACGCUGGUGGAGAGGGGAUGAUGGGAUCACCGGGACUGGUCCUGCGCGCACUCGUUCUUCCACACUGUACUUCUUCCAUCCGGCCCUGUUGCGAGCCCGCGUCUGAUGAUCGCAUUGCACGCGGGCGCGGUGGGACAGGGCCCUCGGGCUGCCGCGUGUGUCUGACACUGCGCGCACGCACGCACGCACGCACGCACGCUCGCUCGCUCGACGACACGAUGCCCGCGAUGCCCGACCCGCCGUACCGCCGCCCCGCCGUGCCCAGCCCCACGUUCGUCCCGCCCCCCGUCGACGGCAGCCUCUCCAUCCCCCAGCUCUUCGACUUCCACGCCGCACACUCGCCGCACCACCCGCUCUUCGUCUACACCCCGUCUCCCUCUGCACACUCCACCACCACCGCCACAGACUGCCCGGAGAGCGCACGCGUCGUGCUGUCAUGGGCGCGCGUCGCGCGCGCGACCCAGAGCACGCGCACACCGUCGCCAUCCUCGCCCACGCAGGUCCGUCCGCCUCUCUCCCCCCGCUCUCCCCGCCCUCCCCGCCGCUCACCGUACCCUUGCCCUCUCCCGCGGCACACGCGCCCGCCCGCAGACUCGAUCGCGUUCACCGUGCUCCUGAUCGGCAUCAUGCGCGCCGGCCUCCGCCCCUUCCCCAUCUCCCCGCGCAACUCCCCCGCCGCCGUGCGCCACCUCCUCGCCGUCUCGCGCGCCUCGCACCUCUAUGCGUCCUUCCGCCCCGACGGCGGCGACGGCGGCCACAACGGUGACCAUGAUGGGGAGGACGACGACGACGCGAUCCACGCGCUCGUCCGCGCAGCUCUCGAGCCGCACCCCGACCACGCGGACGCAGAUGUGCACGAGGCCGUCGUCGUUCUGCGCGUGCCGACCUUCGACGAGCUUUUCGACGGCGCAGGCCACGAUGCUGACGCCGACGCCGACGCGCUCGCGCCACUCCCGCCGCAGGAUAUGACAGCCCCCGCCGUCCUGCUUCACUCUUCCGGUGCGCGCUUUCCCUAUGUACCCUCUUCCCCUCUUUCCUCUUCCCCACUUCCCACUUCCCGUCCCUUCCCCUUCCCUCCGUUCCUCCCCCGCUCCCCGCGCGCCCGCGCGCACGCGACACACGCAGGCACCACCGCGUUCCCGAAGCCCAUCGCGCUCACGCACGCCAUGAUGCUCCAAUGGGGCCGCAUCGCGCGUACGUCCCCUCCCUACCCCUCCCUUCCCUUCGUCCCCCUCAUCUCCCUCCCGCUCGAGUCCCCGCGCUCACUCUCCCUCUGCCGCCCCGACCGAUUGUACAGCAAGACGAACGUCUGCGGCCAUGUCAUCGGCGUGCACUCCGUACCCAUGUUCCGUGCGUUCUCACCCCACGCGCGCCCCUUCCCUUCCCGUCACAGCCCGAGCCGAUCCGAACUGACGCGACGCGACGCGCCCGCCGCCCAGACGCGAUGGGCGUCGCCUGCAUCUCCCGCGCCGUACGCACCCUCCCGUCCCCCCCCCUCCCUCCCUCCUCUUAUCACACCUUCUAACCACACCCUGACCACACAACGCCACCCCCAACCCCCAACCUACUUCCCCGCCCGCCGCGCGCGCCCCCCAGCCCAUCACCGGCCUCAUCCUCGCCGUCCUCCCCCCCCACACCCCGCCCCUCGCGCCGACCCCCGCCCGCGUCCUGUCCGCCCUCGAGGCCGACGCGUGCACGCUCAUGACCUGCGUCCCCAGCUUCCUCGAGGUGCGCCCUCUCCCCUCCCCACCUCCCCGCUCUCCCGCCCGCCGCGCACACGCACGCACUCACUUGGCCGUGGCUGUUAUUCAUUUUCGGCAUCGCGUCGGGCCUCGCACGCCGCGCAGAGCUGGUCCACAGACCCGCACGCGAUGCCCGCGCUCUCCGCGCUCCGCGCCCUCCCUCGUGUCCGCGCGCUCACGCACCCCUCCCCGCCCCGCCCCGCCCCGCCCCUCCAGUUCGUCACGGGCGGGCCCCUCAGCCAGGACGCAGGCGACCGCCUCGCGGCCGCCGGCGUCCCGCUGUUCUCGUACUACGCCGGCACCGAGGUUGGCCCCGUCACCGUCUUCCUCCCAGGUACGCACGCGCCUCCCCUUUCCCCUUCCUCCUCCUCCUCCUCUAUCUUCCCUCUCUCUCCUUUUGCACGCGCGGACGCACUGACCUCGGCCAUAGACAAGCGCGGGCCGAGCGCGGACUGGCAGUAUUUCGCCUUCUCGCCGCACUUCGAGGCGCACUUUGUUUCGCAGGAGGACGACCCGGGCGUCGUCGAGCUCGUCACCGUCGCAGGCCCGAGCUACACCCCAGCCGUCACGAACACGACCGUCGCCGGCCGCCCCGCCUUCGCGACGCAGGACCUGUUCGUGCGCCACCCGACGGACCCAGGCCGCUGGCGGGUCCUCGGGCGCGCCGACGAGCAGAUCAUGCUCUCCAGCGGUGAAAAGGUGGGCCCUCCAAGUCGUCCCCUCCAUGCCCGCGUCCGCGUGAUUGACCGACCCGUGCGGCUCUCCGCUCCGUGCCUGCGCGCGCCGACGCUGACGCUCUCUUUAUAUUUUUAUCUUUGUUUUUGGCGGUCGCUGCGCCCUGCAGAGGACGUAUUCUGCCGCGACCCGCGCGUCGAGCGCGCGCUCAUGUUCGGGCGCGGGCGGUUCCACAACGGGAUCCUGCUGCAGCUUCGCGCCGGUGCUGAUGCGGGCGUGCACCCGGGCACGCAAGCGGACGCGCUGCGCACGUUCUGCGCGUCCAUACAACCGCUCCUGGACCAGGCCAACGCCGCCGCGCCGUCCCACUCGCGGCUCUUCCCGGAGAUGGUUCUCGUCGCGCACCCCGACCGCCCGCUCAGCGUCACCGCGAAGGGCACCGUCCGCCGGCGCGCGUCCCUCGCCAUGUACGCCGACGCGAUCGACGCCGCGUACGAGGCGUUCGCGCGCGCCCCGCCGAGUAGCGCGGCACUGCAGGCGCUCGCCGAGCGCGGCGCGCCGGUGGACGCGGCCGCGGUCGCCGCGGUCGUGCGAGAGGUGAUCGGGCGCGCGCCCGACCGCGACAAGGACCUCUUCCAGCAAGGCUGCGACAGCCUGCAAGCGACGCGCAUCCGGAGCGUGCUGGUGUCCCUCGCCAGGGCGUCCGACGCCGGCUUGGACGCGGCGCGCGUCCCCGACGACGUCGUGUAUCGCUGCCCGACGGUCGCGCAGCUCGCCGCUUUCUUCGCGGGGCUCCGGGACGCGGGGGAGGACGCGGACGCGGACUCGAGUGCGGACGUCAGUGCGGGCGGGAGCGUGCGCGAGAUGGAGGACCUGGUGGCGAGGUUCGCGCCCGUACCCAAGUCCUCGGCGGUGGAGGGCGCGGCCAUGACAGUGCCUGUGUCCGUAAACGGCACGGCGGGCGACGUCGUGCUCGUGACGGGCACGACGGGGUCGCUGGGAUCUCAUCUGCUGCACGCCCUCGCCGGGCUUCCUACCGUGUCUAGAAUAUACGCGUUCAAUCGCGCCCAUCGCCACCAUCGCCACCACCGCCACCACCAUCACCACCAUCACCAGCCUGGAGCGCCCCAGUCUCUUCUGCACCGGCAGGAGGCCGCAAUGGCGGCGCACGGGUUGGACGCGUCUGUUCUUGCGGGACCGAAGAUUGUCCUGCUCGAAGGUGACCUCUCCGUAGAUGGGUGGGGUCUCGACAAGGAGCUCAUGGACGAGGUACGAGCCCUCUUCGCGCGCUCGCUGCCGGCUUUGUUGUAUGCUCACAGCGGAUCGCGCGCGCAGAUGCGCGAGAGCGUGUCGGUCGUCAUCCACACGGCGUGGACGGUCGACUUCAAGUGCCGGCUGGCGUCAUUCACGGACUGCCUCGCCGGCCUCCGCCGGCUCGUCGAGUUCUGCCUCCCCGCCGGACCCGGCAACGCCGCGCGCCCGCGCAAACUGAUCUUCACGAGCACGCUGAGCGUGUUUUACACCGCUGCAGACCAGCGAUCUAGCGAGGCUCCGACCAUCGUGGCAGAAGCGCCCCUGCCUGACCCCGCGAGCGCGCUCGGGACCGGGUACGCCGAGUCCAAGUGGGUCGCCGAGCGCGUCCUGCACGGCGCGGCGGAGGCGCAUGGCCUCGACGCGACCGUCGUGCGCGUCGGCCAGCUCUCUGGCGCGGACAACGGAUGCUGGAAGGUCGCAGAGUGGUUCCCGACGCUCGUCAAGGCGUCGCAGAUGAUCCGAUGCUUCCCAGAGAUCGACCGCGCGGUGUCGUGGUUGCCCGUGAGUGUUGCAGCGGCGGCGAUGUGCGACGUGCUGCACUGCCGCGCGCAGUACCUCCACCUCUGCCAUCCGCGCGCAACCCCCUUCUCGGCCCUCGCGGUGCCGCUCGCCGCAUCGCUCGACGUCCCGCUCGUGCCUUUCGGCACAUGGGCGCAGCGUUUACACGCCUUCCGGGCCGCGCAGGUGCAAUCGGAGUCCGCGGCGGCGGGGGCGGGUCUGGCGGGGGGCGAGGUGCGCGCGCUCGCGCUCGUUGACUUUCUCGCGCGGACGGACGCGGAGAGCGGGGAGCACGCGCUGAUGAGGGAGACCGGGGACGUGGCGCUGGAGGCGAUGCGCGCGUGCUCGGCGACGCUGGCGGCGCCCGGUCUGCGGCGUCUCGGGGAGGCGGACGCGCUGGGCUGGCUUGCGUAUUGGAGGGGGGUGGGGUGGAGCACCGUGCUCCUGGCCUCCACCAGCCUCGUCGCGGGCGCUGCGCACGGCCUCCAACAAGUCGCGUCCUUCGGCGCGAACCUGACCCACGCCGGGAUGUUCGUGUACAAGCCCGCCCAACUCGCCGCGCCCACGCCGCUCAUCGUCGCGAUGCACUUCUGCACGGGCACCGUCCAGAUCUUCUUCUCCGGCACGCAGUUCGCCAACCUCGCGGACGCGCAUGGCUUCCUCGUCGUCUACCCAAAUGUGCCAGACAGUGGCUGCUACUGCGACGCGCACACCCACCAUCAGUAA